Fundulus heteroclitus (mummichog) is the source of this 2531-nucleotide messenger RNA. It is a transcript of the gene chia.1, whose product is annotated as chitinase, acidic.1. The record is from RefSeq and is a predicted model, not a curated record. The transcript is spliced from 11 exons. NCBI's taxonomy places the organism in Eukaryota, Metazoa, Chordata, Actinopteri, Cyprinodontiformes, Fundulidae. Gene Ontology annotation, cellular component: extracellular region. The coding region runs from base 1019 to 2383 and encodes 454 amino acids. Gene Ontology annotation, molecular function: chitinase activity; chitin binding. Gene Ontology annotation, biological process: carbohydrate metabolic process; chitin catabolic process.
CCUAACCACAUCACCUGUUCUGGUCUGUCACUACCUACAUCCGCUGGUCUCCUGCUCAUUCCUGCCUGCCUGCACCUAUAGUCAUUAUUCAUCUCUUAAGUCUGGUUCUGCUUGCCUGCCUCACCUACCACUACUAAUCCCCUUUAAUAAAUCUCAUCAGCUUCAUCCAUUACCUAAGAUGCUUUGUGAAUAACCUUUUUCUUACAGAGGUAAAAUUCUAACAGAGCUACGCAUUAACAAUUUAGAGUCAGCUGUGCUUUAUCCAGUUUUAAACUAGUCAAUUAAACUAGUAAUGUAAUGUUUGUGUCGAACUAUCCCUUUAGUAGUAGCUGUAAUUUGGCUUAAUAAAUGCUCUUGGCUCCAGAGUCAGGAUUUAUCAUGACACAAAUCAACACUCCAAACAGGAAGAUACAAGCUUGCUUCUACGGUAGGUUUAAUCUUUUAUAGCUACAAUGAUUUGUCCUGCUUUUAUUACCUUUCUCUGUAUUGUUUUAAUUUAUAAGGGAUGCUGUAUUAACUGAUUACACCUAUCACUGCAGCCAGCCUGAUACUGAGGCUCAUUUUCCCAGAACUCCAUAUAUAUGCUGGACUGACCUGUCUUUGAAGUGUGGUUGUUAAUCAUGUUCAGCAGUUUUCCAUCAUGCUUUAUCAGCUGCACUUUGACACCUUCUAUUAGUUAUUAAUAAGUAUUAUAUAAAUAAGAUCUCUCUUUAGUGAAGUCUGGACUCUCCCUUGUUCCUCUUGAAGAAAGGUAAUUAUUUUAUCUGUGUGUCUUACGCACAGAGUAUAUUAUUACUUAGCGAGUGAAAGGAUUUUUUUUAAAUAUUGAAAGAGCUGUUUUAAAAACACACUUUCUUCCUGUUCAUCAUUUUAUGAAACGCAGGAAAAAAAGAACGGACUCAUUUAGAAACAGUUGUUUUGUUAGCAUAUUCAUUCAAAUGUGUGUUCAUAUUGUAAAUUUCUACUUUCGAGUUGCAGAUCUACAACAGUAAAGGGGUUGGAACUCAACAAGGAAAGAAUGGCAAAACUACUCCCAGUUGCCGUGGGCUUUCUGCUCAUUUUGCACAUCGCUACAUCCAGUAAGCUGGUGUGUCACAUGACCAACUGGGCCCAGUAUAGACCCAGCAGUGCUAAAUUCACCCCAGACAACAUAGACCCUUUCCUCUGCACCCAUGUCAUCUACGCUCUGGCCACCAUCAACAGCUUCAACCAGAUUAUUCCCAUUGAGUGGAAUGAUGAGCAGCUAUACGGCAACCUUAACAGCCUCAAGAAUUACAACCCAGCACUUAAGACUCUACUGUCUGUUGGAGGCACUGUAAAUGGAGUUAGCCCAUUUAUUGCCAUGGUUGGCAAACCUGAGAGUCGUGAAGCCUUUAUUAAGUCAGCGAUCUCCUUCCUGCGUACCCAUAACUUUGAUGGACUUAACCUUGCCUGGGAAUAUCCUGGUCACAACGGCAGCCCACCAGAAGACAAGGAGAGGUUUACUCUGCUGAUCACGGAGCUGGCCAAGGCGUUCCAGGAUGAUGCCACAGAUAACAGGAAGACAAAACUGCUACUUUCAGUCAAUGUGGCCGGUUUCAUUUCAACCAUUGACAAAGCAUACGAGGUUAACAAGAUUGCACCUCACGUGGACUUCAUGAACAUCAUGACUUACGAUUUCCAUGGACACUGGGAGCCAGUGACUGGACACAACAGCCCACUAUACCGCAGCGCUGUAGACAUAGGAUCAAAGCUACACUAUAACAUAAACUCCUCUGUAUCUCACUGGCGGAUUCAGGGAGCACCAGCUGAGAAGCUGCUCCUGGGUUUUCCCACUUAUGGCCGAACUUACCGUCUCAGCACAUCAGCUAGUGGCCUAGGAGCUCCAUCAAAUGGCCCUGCAGAUGCUGGACCGUACACUCGCACAGCUGGCUUCUGGGCCUACUAUGAGAUCUGUGACUUCACCAACAGUGCAACAGUUUCAUGGAUCUCUGAGCAGGAGGUUCCAUAUGCUACGUAUGGUAGCGCCUGGGUAGGCUACGAUGACAAGCGCAGCAUUUCCUCUAAGGUCCAGUGGAUGACUAGGGCCUCUUUGGGUGGUGCUCAUGUGUGGACUCUGGACAUGGAUGACUUCAGCGGGUCCUUCUGUUCAGAGGGACCUUAUCCCCUCAUCAACCACCUCAGGAUGUCAAUGGGUUUUGGUCCAAAACCAACCACCACACCACGGCCUACAACCACUAGGGAUCCCAUUGCCGAUUUUUGCAGAGGCCGCCCUGAUGGGUUGUAUGAGAACGUAGCUGAUAAGACCACCUAUUUCCAGUGCUUCCAGGGCAACACCUACCUUCAUCGCUGCCAGCCUGGCCUUAUCUAUUAUGAUUCCUGCAAGUGCUGCAACUGGCCCUGAGCUAAAGAAGGAUAAACUAGAGCAUGCAAUAUCUCAAUGAAUGUUGUCAUCCAGAGAUGUAUGUCAGUAAAAUCCAUCCAAGGUGUUCAUUACUGCUUAAGCUCAGGAGUGAUGCCAAUGCACAAAAAUAAAUCAUCUAUACAAACUC